This is a messenger RNA of Mangifera indica (mango), 1477 nucleotides long. RefSeq names its product UDP-glucose 4-epimerase GEPI48-like. The record is from RefSeq and is a predicted model, not a curated record. Lineage: Eukaryota; Viridiplantae; Streptophyta; Magnoliopsida; Sapindales; Anacardiaceae. Gene Ontology annotation, molecular function: UDP-glucose 4-epimerase activity; RNA binding. Bases 177 to 1223 code for a protein of 348 amino acids. Gene Ontology annotation, cellular component: cytosol. The transcript is spliced from 9 exons. Gene Ontology annotation, biological process: galactose metabolic process; rRNA processing.
UCCCAUUUGCCAUUUUGCUCCGCCAAGAUCUUCCCCUAUAAAUCGUCCUCUCUUUCUCUUUUCUUUUCAAUGCAAAGUCUUUUCUGAGCUCAACUCACAGUUUAAAAUUUUGUAAAAUUCCCUUUUUUACUUGUUUCUGUUUCUUCUUUUCUCUUUUUUAACUCUCGAUCUCUCACAUGGGUAAGAGUGUUUUGGUCACCGGUGGCGCCGGUUACAUUGGGAGUCAUACGGUGCUUCAGUUGCUCUUGGGCGGUUAUGAGACCGUUGUUGUAGAUAAUUUGGAUAACGCUUCUGAAAUCGCCGUCUCUAGAGUGAAGCAACUGGCCGGUGAUUUUGGGAGAAAUCUUAAUUUUCAUCAGUUUGAUCUCCGGGACAAGCCAGCACUGGAGAAAUUAUUUUCCGAAACAAAGUUUGAUGCUGUCAUCCACUUUGCUGGACUAAAAGCUGUAGGGGAAAGUGUGGCGAAACCAUUGCUCUAUUAUGAUAACAAUCUUACAGGAACAAUUGUUCUUCUGGAAGUUAUGGGUGCCCAUGGGUGCAAAAAUCUGGUUUUUUCAUCAUCAGCUACCGUAUAUGGUUGGCCAAAGAAGGUCCCAUGUACUGAAGAUUUCCCCCUGCAGGCAGUGAAUCCUUAUGGGCGUACAAAGCUUUUCAUUGAAGAGAUAUGCCGUGAUAUUCAUCGUGCAGACCCUGAAUGGAAGAUUGUAUUGCUAAGAUAUUUCAACCCUGUUGGUGCACAUCCAAGUGGUGAAAUUGGUGAGGAUCCACGAGGAAUUCCGAACAAUCUUAUGCCUUUUGUGCAGCAAGUUGCUGUUGGUAGGCGUCCUGCCCUCACAGUUUAUGGAACUGAUUAUUCGACUAAGGAUGGUACUGGGGUUCGUGAUUACAUUCAUGUUAUUGAUUUAGCUGAUGGCCACAUUGCUGCAUUGCGGAAGCUUGAUGAUCCUAAAAUAGGUUGCGAUUUUUUCAACUUGGGAACUGGAAAAGGAACCUCGGUUUUCGAGAUGGUUGCAGCAUUUGAAAAAGCCUCUGGAAAGAAAAUUCCCAUUGUAACGGCUGGAAGGCGUCCGGGUGAUGCGGAAAUUGUUUAUGCAUCGACAGAGAAAGCAGAACGAGAGUUGAAUUGGAAGGCAAAAUAUGGCAUUGAUGAGAUGUGUCGUGAUCAGUGGAACUGGGCAAGCAAGAACCCUUAUGGCUAUGUAGCUCCUGAUUCUACUAACUGAUGGUUGAGAUUCUUCAUCGCAGUUGAACUCCAGUAGCCUAGUUGUCAUUUGUGUAAACAUAGCAUAUACAUUAGAAGGUGUUUGAUCCAAAAAUUAUUGUGGUGUCUGUUAACCUAGUGCUAUAAUGCGUCCGAGCAAUCUGAUGCUGGGUUGCUUUCUUCUGGUAUAAAAAUCCCAGUAGAUAGACUUUGCAGUAAAUUGUUAUCCAUCAAUAUAUUUCAGGUGCACAUCAGUGUAACCCAUUUAGGUGAAAA